Messenger RNA from Nerophis lumbriciformis (worm pipefish), 2895 nucleotides. The record is from RefSeq and is a predicted model, not a curated record. Lineage: Eukaryota; Metazoa; Chordata; Actinopteri; Syngnathiformes; Syngnathidae.
AUGGAUCCGGUUAUGUGUGUUGUGGGGCUACUGGUGCUGCUUCUGGAGGGCAUCCGUUGCCAAGGAGUGUACGCGCCUCCUACUGUCCGCAUCAUCCACUCAGGGCAUGCGUGCAACGUGGAAGAGGAGCGGCACACGGAGCGUGUCUACACCAUCCGGGAGGGCGAGACCCUGGAACUCAGCUGCCUGGUGACAGGACAUCCGCGGCCGCAGAUCCGAUGGACCAAGACCGCUGGCAGCGUGUCGGACCGCUUCCAGGACUCUAGUGUCUUCAAUGAGACACUGCACAUCGCCAAAAUCCUGAGGACGCAGGGUGGCCGCUACUAUUGCAAGGCGGAGAAUGGCCUUGGCUCACCUGCUAUCAAGUCUAUUCGGGUGGAUGUUUAUUAUCUUGAUGACCCGGUGGUGACAGUGCACCAGAGCAUCGGAGAGGCGAAGGAGCAGUUCUACUACGAGCGGACAGUGUUCCUGCGCUGCGUGGCUAACUCCAACCCGCCGGUUCGCUACAGUUGGCACCGUGGCCGGGAGGUGCUGACCCAGGGCUCCGACAAGGGCGUGGAGAUAUAUGAACCCUUCUUCACGCAGGGGGAAACGAAGAUCUUGAAGUUGAAGAACCUGCGGCCGCAAGACUACGCCAACUACAGCUGCGUGGCCUCUGUCAGGAACGUGUGCGGCAUUCCUGACCGGAGCGUCAUCUUCCGGCUCACCAACAAGACAGCCUCGCCGUCCAUCAAGCUGUUGGUGGAGGACCCCAUCGUGGUGAACCCCGGCCAGACCGUGUCAUUGGUCUGCAUCACCACCGGCGGGGAGCCUCCGCCGCUCCUCACGUGGCUCACCACCAAUGACAGCUUGCCACAGAGGAGCAUGGUGAAGGGUGGCACGCUUACCCUACCCGCCAUCAGCUCGGAUGAGGCAGGCGUCUACAGUUGCGUGGCCAGCAACAACGUGGGAAACCCAGCUAAGAAGUCCACAACCAUCAUCGUGCGAGCGUUAAAAAAGGGUCGCUUCUGGAUCACUCCUGAUCCCUACCACAAUGACGACAACAUCCAGAUCGGUCGGGAAGUGAAGAUAUCUUGUCAAGUGGAGGCUACGCCCCCGGAGGAACUCACCUUCAGCUGGUUGAAGAACGGCCGCGCAUUGCGAAGCUCGGAGCGCAUGGUCAUCACACAGACGGACACGGACAUCUCACCCGGCACCACCAACUUGGACAUCAUCGACCUCAAGUUCACCGACUUCGGCACAUACACGUGUGUGGCUGCGCUGAAGGGCGGUGGCAUCCCCGAGAUCAGCAUCGACGUCAACAUCUCCUCCACUACUGUCCCUCCUCUGUUUUUCUCUUUCUUAGUUCCUCCCAACCUGACAGUCCCCCGGGGCAAGUCCCCCCUGGUGGCCCGUGAGGGAGAAACAGUGGAGCUGGAGUGCCUUGUUUCAGGAAAGCCCAAGCCUAUCAUUCUGUGGUCACGUGCCGACAAGGAGGCUCCGAUGCCAGACGGUAACAUGCAGAUGGAGAGCUACGACGGAGCACUCCGUAUCGUCAACGUGACGCGGGAGAUGACCGGAUCGUACCGAUGCCAGACUAGCCAGUACAACGGAUUCAACGUCAAGCCUCGUGAGGCCGUGGUGGAGCUCAUCGUACAAUACCCCCCCACGGUGGAGCCGGUCCACAUGGAGCUACGUCAGGGCCUGGGCCGGCCUGUGGUGAUGACGUGCCGCGUGUUGCGGGCGCACCCGUCGCGUGUGCUGCGCUUCGAAUGGUUGCUGUCCAACCGGCUGCUGCACGCCGGCGCUUUCGAUGCGCAGCGGGAUGACACCGAGUACAUCAUUCGUAGCCUGAAUCGUGAUGGCUGGGGGGAGUACACCUGCAACGUUAUCAACGAGGCCGGAGCGGGAAAGUGCACCUUUCAUGUUACAGGAAAGGCCUACGCUCCCGAGUUCUACUAUGACACCUACAGCCCCCUGUGGCAGAACCGGCCCAGGAUCUAUGACUUCAAGCUCCAGUGGACACAAAUGAACCCCAAUGCUGUGGACCGCAUUGUGGCCUACAGACUUGGCCUCAGACAGAUGGGACAGCAGCGAUGGUGGGAGCAGGAGAUUCCCAUGGACGGUACUAUCAACAAGGGAGAGCUCAUGACUCACAACCUGACUGAUCUCAUCAAGCCCGAGUCCUACGAAGUGCGCCUUACCCCCAUCACCCGUUUUGGCGAGGGUGACUCCACCGUGCGGAUCGUCACCUACAGUGCUCCCAUCAACCCUCACCUAAGAGAGUUCCACUGCAGCUUUGAGGAGGAGCCCAUCUGCAUGUUCACCCAGGACAAGAACGACGACUUUGAUUGGACGAGGCACAGCGCCGCCACCCGCGACACCAAGUACACGCCAAAUACGGGACCUAGCGGGGAUCGUGCUGGCUCCAAGCAGGGUUUCUACAUGUACAUCGAAACGUCAAGACCACGGAAGGAAGGGGAUCACGCGCGGCUCGUCAGUCCGUUUUUUAACAUCGCCCCGAAGAACCCCUACGGCAUCACCAACCCACCGGCCUACUGCUUUGGCUUCUUCUACCACAUGUAUGGAAAACACAUAGGGACGCUAAAUGCCUUAGUCAAGCAAAAGGGCCUGGCCAGCUCGGAUGGGCCAGUGUGGUCAUUGAGCGGUAACCAAGGAGAGCGCUGGAAGCAAGCCAAAGUCAGCGUCCAUCCGACAGCGUCAUUUCAGGUGGUACUGGAGGGAAUCAGAGGACCAGGCAUCGAGGGAGAUAUCGCCAUCGAUGACGUCACAUUAGAGGAAGGGGAGUGUCGAGACCCGCCGCCCAACCUGAGUGCCAUUGCUCAAUCCACCUCACUGCAUAUAUGGCUGCUGUGCGUCACUGUGGUGGUGACCCUCCUGGAGGGCCAGAGGUGA